Wasmannia auropunctata (little fire ant) is the source of this 7040-nucleotide messenger RNA. RefSeq lists its product as uncharacterized. The record is from RefSeq and is a predicted model, not a curated record. The transcript is spliced from 6 exons. Bases 261 to 3245 code for a protein of 994 amino acids. NCBI's taxonomy places the organism in Eukaryota, Metazoa, Arthropoda, Insecta, Hymenoptera, Formicidae.
GGCCGCGCGAUCGCGCUUAGACGAUAUUUACCUGCCUGCGCGCGGAGAUCCCGGCAGGAGCGUAUUAUUUCGCCAGCUCCCCCGAGUGCUCUCUCUCUCCCCCCCUCGGAAGCGGGCCCCGCAGGCCCCGCACGCACGCACGCACGCAACAUUGCACGGCGAUAACGCCUACGAGGACAGCGCGCGCCAUGCGUCAACCUUAAAUCCUACGAGAGACGAGGGAUCGGGACGACGGGAUCUGCGAUCAGCGAGCGGCUAAAAUGUUGAAGAUGCUGCCAAAAUUGAUACUCCUGCUCUGGGCGGCAAUUCCGAUUGCGUUGUCCCAGAGCAACUAUGCGUCGCAAGGCAACAGCAUCGAGUAUCAGCCGGGACUGCCGCCGAGCACGAUCCUCGACGGCAAAGUCACCAAGCUGGACGACAUCUCGCCGAUUAUAUUUUUGAAUCGAACGAAAGCCUAUUUGAACUGCGGCCAGGGUAGCAUGGAGGUCGAGCUCAAGUUUGAGGAACCGUUUUAUGGAGUGGCUUAUGCCGAUUUUGAUCGGAACAGUGCCUGCAUAUUCAAAGGACGGGGUGCGACGACCGCUAAAUUGGAACUACCUCUGAAAGGAUGCGGUACAAAGCAGGAUCCUCUACGCGUGUUCACCAAUAAUAUAGUUGUUCGCUUUCAUCCCGGAUUAGAAAUGGACGGAGAUGAGGUUAUCACAAUAGUGUGCAGAUACCCGCCACCCGUGGCACCGGCGCCUCCUAAGCCGCCAGAGAGCAUAAUGGCCACGCUGACGCCCGCGUCGGUGACUGAACCGCCGCUGAAAGGCUUCCAGAUCCUGUUGAUUAUCUGCGCCAUCCUGUUCCUCUCAUUGCUGCUGCUUGGCCUCGGCUGCUCCUAUAUGUGCCUGAAACGCCGAAACGUGCGCGUGGUCCAUCGUCAUCCGUUCGAAAGCGCCACCGGUUCCGAGAUAACGAAACUCUCCGGCUCGUCUCUGAGCAACAUCACGAUGUUCGAAGGCCUAAAGAUACCACGCGCGCACGCCCUUCUUCACGCGGCCGUGUCCACUUCCGGUAGCGAGGCGAAUCUGGUGAUCGAUCAUUCGGACACAUUGCCGAGCGAUUAUCCAAGCGAGAGCCACUCCGAGGUGGAUGAGGAACGUUCGCUACCUGUGUCCUCCGCCGGAUCCUACGACAACAAGGCAUUCGUGGACCAUCAUGAGGUUCAACGCCAAGUGGAAAUGCGUACUUCGAGCUCCCUGUACUCGGAGACAGUUGCCGCCGAAGUGGAGACUUCCUCGAUGAUAGCCGCGAAUGCUUCGAGGAUGGUGGUGCCGCGACACCCUGUGGCCAUUCCUAUCGAGCCCAAGUUUGACGUGCAGAUGAGGGUUAAGCGGGCACCGCCGCCGCCGCCGAGCCCGCUGCCGUCGGAAUCCGACGUCGCGAGCAUCGCUCUCGAGAGAAAUCUGACGACCAUUCUGGAGAGAGAGGAGACCUCUCGCUCGCUGGAAAGCGCGCCCUACCGAAUGACGACCUUCUCCUACGUGCCCGAGCUACACGGACCACCGUCAUCGGUCUCGACCAUCUCUCGGCAGCAGACGCCGCCGGUCUACUCCAGGAUUCUACGCAAACAGGCGGAGAGAGAGACCACCGUGAUCCAGGAGAAACUCCCGUCGCCGACGGCCGAGCAACCGCCGUUCCACGAGAUCCGUCGGCCGAGGUCCCUGACCUCCCUGAACACCGAGCUCACCGAGACCCGCUCGUUGACCGAGGUGACGGACGCAUCGCACGCCAAGUACCGGGUGGCGAGCAUCCUGGCGCCUACCCCGCCGCCGCCGCCGCCAAUCGCGCCUACCACGUCCACCACCACCACUCACACCGCCGUUCAGCACCGCGAGCACCGUUUGUUGCGCGAGAUGACCGAGCCACUGGUCGAGCCGCAGGUAGUCGCGCCCCGCCGUCCGGAGAUCACGACACACGAAGUGGACGACGUGUUCCUGCGCACCGUCACGGAGAAGAAGACGAUCGAGGACGUGGAGCGUCACAGUCGCCAGAUCACCGAGUAUCGCGCCAGGUCCCAACCGCCGCCGGAUCUCAAGUGGGACGUCACCAUCAGGAACUAUCCGACGGAGAAUCUGCCGCCGCCGCCGCCGGAAUGGGAGAACUUUUCCGACGUUAGCUCGGCCUCCAAUCUGACCAUCACGAACGAGCCGACGAAUCAUCUGGCGGACGACGAACCGGACGUGAACAUCGAGCCGACUUACACCACGCGCGCCGAGAUCCCAUGCCGACCGCCGCCCGCGCGUCGCUCCCUCGACGACGCCGACGCCGAUUGGUACACCAGGUUGGCGCGCGUCUUGGAGCCGCGUUACGCCACCGAGUUGACGGACGAGGAGCGCGCCAAGUGGCGCGAGAUCAUCACGACGGAGAGCACGCUGCGGACCUUGCUGACCGAGGCGGUGGUUAAGGAGGAUUACGAGCUGAUACGCAAGGACGCGAGAUACGUUAACCUGUUCCCGCCGGCGAAGUGGGACGUGAUCAUUCGGAUCCUGAGCCCGCCGUUGACGCACACCGGCUCCACCUCGUCCUCCAGUCACGGCAAGAAUCACGGACAGAGGUACAAGCGGUCCAAGUCGUCGGAAUGGGACACCAGAUCCAGACGAUCCUCCCUUCCCACCCUGUACGAAUAUGAGAGCGACGGUGGCAGCUCGGCGCGUACCUUAGGCACCCAUCAUCUCCAGACAUCGCAAUCCGCCACGACCGUGACCGGUGGACAGAUCGGCCGUCCACGCCGACUUGGCGGUUCUAUUCGUUCGCGGGGUGCCGGAGUUGGCAGCGAGGCCGAUCUGAGAUCGAUGUCCGAGAUAACCGUCCGUGAUUUCGCCCGGAUGGACAGAGACGACCUGACCAGCUUGAGCUCCUUCGAAGGCGCGGACUCGCUGGUCAGAUCGCUCAGUCAGCCCAGCCUGGCCAGAUCGGGCUCGGAGUUCACCGAGCACUGGGGCAUGCCUUCCGGCAUUCUACCGCCGUGGGCGUCCUCCGAGCACGCCGAGGAUGGCGUCAGCUCCGUGGAAACGACCCCGAGGGCGAUCAGGAGGGGCGACAGAUUGGAGGUCCUCGCCUCCUUCGACGAGCACAGACGGGGCCCGUCCAUCACAAGAUCGAGUCGAUACACCGAAAGGGAGCUCAGCGUACGCGUGACAGAAAACCAGAGGGCCUCAGAUUGGUUUGACAACAACUCCGAGCCGGAGAUGCAGAUCUGAGCGGUUCCAAAAACAGAUCACAGAUUCUCGGUUUUUACCUCAAACCCUUUAGAUACGGAGAUGACAUUCCUGAAUUCUCGACGAAGGUCUGAGUAAAGUUAUUAGGGAUGAAAGUCAGAUAAUAGAAGCAACACUGUACCACUUGCACUUUACAAAAUCAAACCUUGAGGUCAUCGUUUCUAAUGAUUUUGUCAUGUAUUUUUUGUAAUUCUUUGAGUCUCUUAAUGUAUAGUAAAAUCGGUUAUUAGAACCGAUUGAUUUCAAUCGAGUCAAUUUUUAGCGCUAUAAAUAGCAAAAAAAUUAUACAAAUUAUAUCCAAUAGAUAUAAUAAUUAUGUUUUGAAAAAUUGGUAAUUUUUAAAUCAAAUUCUGAAUAAGGAAUUAAAAUUUUAAUUCGGAGUAAUUUUAGAUUUUGAAUCUUAAAUAACAUUUGAGAAAUUGCGUGCUGUUCAGAAAAUGAGAAGAAGAAUGCGAACCAGAAAGAGGUCCGUUGAAAGAUCAGUUUUCAUCUUACAAUUAAUCCUUCGCAACCUCCACGUUCUCUAUUCUAUUGCGAGCCACAAUAACAAUGGAUUAUGAUUUAUACGGGGCGUCGGUUCGUAUUUUUCUUAUAGGCACUGUUUCGGUCAGUGUCUACGUGAUUCGCGCAUGAUGUGUGUAUAUGCCGCGUUUGUUUUGCUUUCAACUUCGGGACGUCCUAUAGUAUGAUCGAUACCUUGCCAAGAAAGAGGCGCGCAAUGCACAUUAACGGCGACGGGAUAACGUUCCGCAAUCGUCGGGUAUAAAAUGCACUUUUAUUUGUAGCGACGGCCAGCCCGGCCGUUUCUUUCUUCCGUUUCUUACGUCGUCGGUCCUACCCCGCUGCCCUACUUCCUUCAUGGCUCAUGGCCGUUCACUGCCGAUUCCGUCCUCGCGCCCGGCCCGACACGCGCGAGGACCCACGCUCAACCGCGCAAAUGCAAGAAUUGUUCCAAUUUCGGGAAUCCAUCUCCGUCUCGCCGACGUCAGGAUCUCGUAUAUAUAUCACGAUAUGUUCCCGAAACUUGGGGAAAUUCAGCCGCCACUCUCUUCACACGUCACUCGCAACGCGAGACACGGGAUUGCGCUAGUUAUAUGCCCGGUCUCGAUCUCGGCGCGAGUGAGUCUGCAGAUUUUGGCGAGAGUACGAUAAACAUAUGCACAGUUUGCAGAAAUUAAGCCAUUAAAGCCAACCUUGUCACUUUCUUUUGUAUUAACAGUUGCAUUCAAAUAAUUACAUGCAACUUUUGCAGUUCGCACGUUCUGUAAACUACAGAAUGCACUAUCAGAGAGAUUUCAUGACAAAAAAAAUAUAUUCUACCGAUUUGAGAGAACGCCACUCGAAAAUUCCCAAAAGGAGAACUUUACGGACUUUGAUGGGUUAAUCGGCAAACGUGUGAAAUCCAUGGCACAGGGAAUAAUGCAAGGAAAAAAAAUAACACAGGAUGGGAAAAAAAACGAUAAAUAAUAUAGCGUAAUCAUAUUAUGAGAGGACACAAGGGCCACGCCCGACGCGGCCUAGUCCUCAGCUUCCUAACGUUCCGUUUAGAUCGGGAGAUCUCUUACCGAGAUCACAGGGGACAACACGUAGCUCUCACGACUAAAACCACCCCCGUUUUGCGGUACAACUGCGAUAAUAGUCUACUUAAGUAGGUAACGAAACACACGGUGCUGGGUUAUACGCUUCAAACGAUAGCUAGAGAUAGCUCUCUCUCCUCCGAGAACAUUUACCUAACCUCUUCCCCCUCCCUUGCCUCCUCGCUCCUCUUUUCCCCCUUCAAUGCAUCCCUUCCGAUUUAAUGUAUUUCGUCGGAGUGCCUGGGCUCGGCCGAGAUACGUAUCGACCGACACGGUACGUUCGCGCGUAGAUAGGUAUAUUUGUAAUUACGUACUUUUAUGACUAUAAUGUAUAUUCACACACGUAAUUUUAAAACUAUGCGUAAACUCUCCCCGCGCUAUCCUCGUGCAGUCAUUAGAAACUUAUGAAGUUAUUCUCCGAAUCCCUGAGCUGCAAGACGGGAGAGAGAAAGAGAGAGAGAGAGAAUUUGGAGCUUGCAGAUUCCAUUAAUAUAUCACGGCGUGAUUAUAGUUCUCGCGACGUAAAUCGCUUCGGAAUUCGCCUCGGCAAUCGUCAUCUUCGAAAUAUUACCGCCAAGCAAGAUAUUAUCCUUCGCUUUGCUCGCGGGUGCUUAUUAAAAUUAUCAGAUGCCAGUCGCAAGCGAGGCAGAUUGACAACGUCAAACUUCGAGCUUAUCUUUUAGGAUACUUGCGUUGAGUGUUUAAUGCAAUAAUAUGGAGUAUCGCAAGUCGCAAUGUAACUACCUAUUCAUACAUAUAGUCUCUUAGGAUAUUCAAAAUUCUCGAUUCUCGAAAGAGACCGAUUUGUUUUCAGGUAACUGACGGUUAACUGUACGUUGUGUUAUAAUUUACCUGUUAUAACAUUUAAUUGUAAUACAAAGUUAACGGUAGCGGCAAAACAAUUGGUAUACUUUCCAUUUCUACGUAAUUCAAUGCGAUCGAUGCACGAAUAAAGAAUUAAUUUCUCGUGUUCGAUAGUUGUGCAAGUCCGAGUCAAUUGUUUUGCGUCGAAAUAAAUCCGUCCGAGGAAUCCGAUAUUACAUGAUAUUACAUUAAGCGCGUGAUUUUCUACGAACUGCAUUUUGUAGAGCGUGGGUGCGUAGAAAAUGAAGUCACAUUGUGGACGCUUUCUUUAUACAUGUAACUGUAAAUCAAAACCGAUAAUAAAGUUAUGCAUAUUUUGAAACGUUUGAAAAGAAUACCGAGACCGGCGUUAAGCGCACAUGCUAGAUCGAUGAAUAAAACAUAAAGCGCGCGCGAAAGGAAUAUGAAGCGCGGAUAGUGGGGUAAUAAAUCACAUCGAAAAAUUAUAUGGAACAAGAGUUAUCAACAUCGUUGAAGUUUUUUUUUAUCUCGACGUCAGUUACAUCGAGCUUUCACGAUGUCUUUUAACAAAGAAAAUCGCUGUCGCGAGCAGGAUUCGAUGUCGAAGAAAGGGGAGAGAAAAGAGAUGCCCGCGAGAUAAGAGAAAUUAAUGAAACGCUUGUAUUUAACUUACGGAAAUACGGUUAACGCGAAAUGGGAGUGUUGAAGCGACGCGCCCUGAAAGCCUUUUUAUCGGGCGGAAUGGCGCGCUUUAUUGUUAGAAAUUAAUGUAACUGCAGAUGAUAACUCUCUUAUAUAUAGAUACUCUAUCUGAAUAUAUAUUUUUAUAUCGAAUUUUGUAACAGAUGCGAAUUGCAUUUGGAUCGUCCGAGCGUUCCCGAUACGCGGAUGUACUUUGUGUAAUAAUAUUCCAGGGAGCUCGCGUAAGCGCGAGUGAAAUGAGUGCUCCAUGGGAAUUGGACAUGUAUAAUGAAACGGGGGGGGGAGGAGAGGGGGUGAUCGGAUUGACGGAGAAACGAUGGGUAAAUCGUCUGGUAAGACGGCGAAGGACGAUUCAUUCGUUGUGUCAUUGAUCGAUAAGCGGUGAUAAGUAAGUUCGAACUAAACUCCUAAAUUAUAACUCCUAAUAAAUGCUGACAGCCCACGAACCACGCGUUGUUUGAGUGCAUUGUAAAUCAUGUAACCCUCGUCGCUUCAUAUUACUCCGCGGGAGAUUAAUUUACACGGCUCGACGUGCUGUCGAAGUUAUGAUAAAAUAGCACGAGUUCUCGCGACGGCGACUCAGGCCCGCGCGCGAAUAAAUGGAAAAGUGUAAUACGAUCUUUGAGCGAGUUUCGGAGAGCAUGGCUAUUAAUAAAAUUGAUUACUAAAAACA